Molecule: messenger RNA, 1177 nt
Organism: Dama dama (fallow deer)
Lineage: Eukaryota; Metazoa; Chordata; Mammalia; Artiodactyla; Cervidae
Gene: INIP
Product: INTS3 and NABP interacting protein
Exons: 5
Coding region: 216-530 (104 amino acids)
Biological process (GO): DNA repair
Cellular component (GO): nucleus; SOSS complex; nucleoplasm
Source: RefSeq, a predicted model, not a curated record
CCCAUCGUGGGUAGGUCCCUGGGAGGCGGAAGAGCAGCGGGGGCUGGAAGGUUGUGGAGUUGCAUGUUGAGCUCGAGUCGCGGGUGUUUAAGUGGUCGCGCCCCCUUUGGAGAACGCGACCCGACGGCUGGGCGGUCCUGGGCUCUUCCGCCUCGCGGUGUUUGUAAAGUGCUGCCCAGUUACCCCUGAACAUAGUUGAAACAGAAAAUAGGAAGAUGGCAGCAAACCCUUCAGGACAAGGUUUUCAAAACAAAAAUAGAGUUGCAAUCUUGGCAGAACUGGACAAAGAAAAAAGAAAGUUACUAAUGCAGAACCAAUCUUCAACAAAUCAUCCUGGAGCUAGCAUUGCGCUCUCGAGACCCGCUCUCAACAAGGACUUCCGGGACCACGCUGAGCAGCAGCAUAUUGCAGCCCAGCAGAAGGCAGCUUUGCAGCAUGCACAUGCACAUUCAUCGGGAUACUUCAUAACUCAAGAUUCUGCAUUUGGGAAUCUCAUUCUUCCUGUUUUACCUCGCCUUGACCCAGAAUGAAGAAAAUAUUUGUAACGGAAGUGACCUGGUAACAUCAGAUGCCAAAGCUACUAACCUUCAGUGCUGUACAAACCGUGACUUUCAGAAGUUUGGUGGACUUUUUUAUAUAUUUUGUUUCUUUAAAAGAAAGAUAAGUAUAAGUGAAAGCAAAAAAAGGAGAGUGACCAGGAUGAUGAAAGCUCUGGAAGCUGUAUUAUCUGGGAACUGAUGCUGCUGCUCAGGACUAUAAUCUGUGUGUAAGGCAGUUUGAUUUUUAAUUCUGAAUCAGACCCCAAAGUGAUGUGGUCACACAACCCACCUCCCAAACUAGUUGGACUGAAUAUAUCAUGUCUACAGUAGACUUUCAAGAACCAUUUAAAGUACUUUAUGAACAAAUAAGGGUGCUUUUAAAAAAUGUGAACCAGUAGGCUUAAGUUACAUUCACAUUUGCUGUUUAUAGAAUUGAUAUCAGUGUACCUUUUGUGUUUAUAGUCAUCAUAUCCUAAAAUAUCCUUUAACUGGUAACUAGUUUGCCUAUUCUCAAUUUUAAAAGAAAACCCAAGAUGCGAGUAAAUUACCCGCCAGUCGUAAAUACCUUUUAUAAAUCUAUGCCACUGUAAAUUAUGUGACUAAAUACUAUUAAAAACAAUAAGAAGUACAGUUGUAAA